Monopterus albus (swamp eel) is the source of this 1628-nucleotide messenger RNA. Its product is annotated as protein disulfide-isomerase. The transcript is spliced from 11 exons. The record is from RefSeq and is a predicted model, not a curated record. Bases 1 to 1554 code for a protein of 517 amino acids. Gene Ontology annotation, biological process: protein folding; response to endoplasmic reticulum stress. Lineage: Eukaryota; Metazoa; Chordata; Actinopteri; Synbranchiformes; Synbranchidae. Gene Ontology annotation, cellular component: endoplasmic reticulum.
AUGAGGAGACUGUUGUUGCUGGGGGCCACGGCCUUCUAUCUCUGUGUGUUAGUCGCUGCUGACACACAACCCAACCAACAGGGAGACAAAUCUUUCCCUGAGAAGGAUGGAGUUUUACAGCUGAAGAAAGGACAUUUCAACAGAGCACUGAGAAAACACAAGCAACUCCUGGUGUACUUCCAUGUUCCUCUGUCUGGAGAAGGCUAUCGUGUAUCAGCAGCGUUCGAAGGUGCCGCUGCAGAGCUUCAGGGGUCAGAGGUCAAACUGGCAGUGGUUGAUGUGACAAAGGAGAAGGACCUGGCUAAAGAGCUCAAUGCCACAGGUCCCCCAGCAAUCAGACUGUACCUCUCUGGAGAUAAACACAACCCUGUUCCCUGCCCUGUGCCUCAGAGCUCGGCGUCCAUCUUGACAUGGCUCAAACGGAGGGCGGGGUCUGUUGCAGACCUCAUCACUGACCUUAGCCAAUCAGAAGCCUCAGAGGAGCUCACAGUGGUUGGAUUCUUUAAGGAGCUCAGCCACGAGCAUGUCCAGGUGUUCUAUGAUGCAGCCAUCAACCUUCCUGAUGUUCGCUUUGCUGUGACACAGAACAAUGAAGUUAUCAGCAAAUACAGAGUCACACAUGAUUCUGUGCUGCUGCUCAAAAAGUCUAAGCUCAUCCAGGCUUAUAAAAUGACGCCUAACACAUCUAAAGAGGAACUGAUCAUCUUUAUCACUGUCUACCAGAUGGACCCAGUCACUGAAUACACAGGAAAGACAGCCACUCAGAUCUUAACCUCACCUGUGUUACACCAUGCCCUUCUCUUUGUCAACAAAAGCUCUGCAGACUUUAAGGAAAUUUACUCUGCCUUUAACAGCACUGCAGAGGCAUUCAGGCUGAAGAUCUUGUUUACGCUGGUGGAUGUGGAUGAGCCUCGUAACGGCAGACUAAUGGAAUACUUCCGAGUGCGAGAAUUUGAGGCUCCUCUCAUCAGACUGGUUAACCUGACAGAUCAUGUGACCUAUCACCUGCCCUCUGACACUCUGGAUAAACAUACCAUAACACAGUUCUGCCAGUCCUACCUAGAGGGCAAGGCUAAGCCUAAGAUGCAGAGUGAGCCGAUACCUGAGGGAUGGGACAAAAAGCCAGUGAAGGAGCUGGUGGGAGUGACCCUGGAGAAAGUUGCCUUUAACCCCAGCAAGACUGUUUUCGUCCUGUUCUAUCUGCCCUACAGUCAGGAGUCCCGCGCUCUGUUCCCUUUGUGGGAAGAGUUAGCUGAGGCCUUAAAGGAGCGAGAGGACGUGGUCAUCGCUCGCAUGGAUGCCUCAGCCAAUGACAUCAACAUGUCGAUGCACGGACCGUACCCAUCACUCUGCCUGUUUCCUGCUGUGUAUGCUGAAAGGAUGCUGGUUUACACUGGAAAAAGGAAGUUGAAGUACCUGGUUAAAUUUUUAGAUAAAGAGAUGGAAAAAGCCAAAAAAGACAGAGUUAAGGAGGAUGAAGACAGGAGGAAAUAUAUUGAGGCCAUAAAAGCUGAAGAGGCAAAAAAGGACAACAAAACCAAAGAUGAGCUUUAAUACAAAAACACAGUGUAUGUGUUUGUGUGUCUUACUUUUGAGUCAGUACUAUCUAAACACCAAUCUAGUUUUAU